Messenger RNA from Benincasa hispida (wax gourd), 770 nucleotides. RefSeq names its product microsomal glutathione s-transferase. Gene Ontology annotation, cellular component: endoplasmic reticulum; membrane; nuclear envelope. The record is from RefSeq and is a predicted model, not a curated record. NCBI's taxonomy places the organism in Eukaryota, Viridiplantae, Streptophyta, Magnoliopsida, Cucurbitales, Cucurbitaceae. Gene Ontology annotation, molecular function: glutathione peroxidase activity; glutathione transferase activity.
GCCUUUCGCAGUUGACCCAAUCCAUCAAUGGCUUGGACAAGAAGUUGCCGACUACAUUCUCUUACCAAUAAGAUCCCCACUCCAUCUCCUUCAAUCCUCACCUCCUUCUCCUUCUCCUUCUCCGAAAAUGGCCGCAAUCGACCUUCUCCCCAGAGAAUAUGGCUACGUCGUCCUCGUUCUUGUCCUCUACUCCUUUCUCAAUUUCUGGAUGGCCGGUCAGGUCGGCCGCGCUCGCAAGAAGUAUAAGGUCUUUUACCCUAAUUUAUACGCUCUCGAAUCCGAGAACAAGGAUGCUAAGCUCUUCAAUUGUGUCCAGAGGGGGCACCAGAAUUCACUGGAAAUGAUGCCUCUGUUCUUCAUGCUUAUGAUUUUGGGAGGAAUUGGGCAUCCUUGCCUUAGCGCUUCGUUUGGGAUUCUCUACGUCGUGUCUCGAUUCUUCUACUUCAAAGGUUACGCUACCGGCGUGCCUGAAAAGCGCCUCACCAUCGGGAAAUUUUCUUUUCUGGCGUUGCUUGGUUUGAUGGUUUGCACAAUCUCGUUUGCUGUUAAGCUUCUUCGUGAUUAAGGUCUGAUCCUGUAGAGGGAGCUUUGUCUGAUGUUGUAGUGUUCUUUAUCUUCCUGGUUCUCUUGGAUUUCAAUCUGCUACUUUUGAUUUUGGGUUUUGUGUAGUAUUUUGUGUUCUAAAGCGGUUGAAUAAGAAGACUGACUGGUUUUUUCCCCUCGUGUUCUUAUAGAAGUUGUAGCUAUUAAAUUAGAUAGUAAAUUUGAGA